Messenger RNA from Penicillium brevicompactum, 2262 nucleotides. RefSeq lists its product as uncharacterized. The record is from RefSeq and is a predicted model, not a curated record. Gene Ontology annotation, biological process: DNA-templated transcription; regulation of transcription by RNA polymerase II. Gene Ontology annotation, cellular component: nucleus. The transcript is spliced from 4 exons. Gene Ontology annotation, molecular function: DNA-binding transcription activator activity, RNA polymerase II-specific; zinc ion binding; RNA polymerase II cis-regulatory region sequence-specific DNA binding. Bases 1 to 2262 code for a protein of 753 amino acids. NCBI's taxonomy places the organism in Eukaryota, Fungi, Ascomycota, Eurotiomycetes, Eurotiales, Aspergillaceae.
AUGACUCCUUUUUCUCUCGCUCUCUUUCUUCUUUCUCGCGCAACAGAAAUCAAACACGACCUCUUGCUCACCAAUGAUGCUUUCGACAUGAGCUUGCUUUCCCAGGGCAACAAGCGGGCACGGCCGGUGGUGUCCUGCCUCCGCUGCAGAGAGAAGAAGCUGAAAUGCGACCGUGCCGAUCCUUGCGAGAACUGCAACAAGGCAGGGCAGUCGGAUUGUACAUACAAUCAACAUCCAGAGUCAAUCCCAAGGGCCAAGCGAAUCCAGCUUGCUCCUGAAAUUGCCAAGCGCCCAGAAGAAAGGGAGAUCGGCAUCAUCGAAGAUGUACAGCAACGCCUAGCUCGAGUUGAGGAACUGCUUGCUAUUCGAGACAGCAGGGAUUUACCCACUCAAAACUCUUGGCUUAAUGACCUGCCAUCACCAAGGUUGCAGUCACAUCCUGGUACGUUGGUAGUCAAGGGCUCUCGGUCCCGGUACCAUGGCCAAAACGGCAGGAUUACUCUCCUGAAUCAAUUCGACGAAGCAAAAGGAUUUGUCAAUCAAUGUUGUCAAGAUUCCUCGAUUGUGAAGCUCGCCAAAGAGGUGCAAUUUUUGCAGAGCAAGACGAAAUCACUCUUCAGCUCUCCGCAAUCAAUCUCUGAAUUGGAAGGCUUUCCAGAGCUACUGCAGCUACUUAAAUGUCUGCCCCCAAAGGAAGUAUGUGACAGAUUGCUCACCAUUUAUACCACAAAUUUUGAGCAAACCCUCAGAAUCCUACAUGUCCCGUCGUUCCUCCGCCAGUAUGACGAGUUCUGGGCUCACUCGGACGAUGAGCUCUACCUGGGUUCCUCGUUCGUGCCCCAGCUUACAUCAGUACUGGCUGUUUCGGUCACCUUGGGUGACAAGGUCAUUGAAGCUGACCAUUACGAUUCCUGGGAAUACCUGAAGCUCAACUCUGUCAAUUUACUCCAAGCAUGGCUCCGGAAUCUUCCGCGUAAACACCGAACGGAACUUGCCACGCUCCAAAUCGAGACACUCAUUCUCCUCGCCCGCCAGCUUCGCUCGGUCGCAGCCGAAGAAUCCUGGAAAGAAGCCGGUUCGCUUGUCCGCUCUGCAAUGGUCAUGGGGUUGCAUGUCAAUUUCUCUGGGUCUACCAAGAUGUCAAUUUAUCAAGCUGAAAUUCGACGUCGCUUAUGGUUUACCAUCGCUGAAAUGGAUCUACAAGCUUCAAUCACAACCGGGAUGCCAAUAAUGACACCCCAGCUUGAUUUCCACGAUGUCUACCCUGCUAACCUCAACGACUCCGAUUUCGAUCACACCACAACUGAGCUACCUGAUUCUAAACCCUCAGAGGAACGUACCGACAGUCUCGCCCUGAUAACAUUGGCGAAGAGUCUUUCUCAUCGCAUAAUGGCCGUAAACACCGCACACCACUUGGGUCUCAAGAUCGACUCCAACGAAUACAUGAAGCAAAGACAAACAUUGGAAAAUUAUCUACGGGAUAUUCAUUCAUCAUUAAGGAUGAAUCGGAAUUCAAGCAGCCAAAGUGACCCAUCCGUUCUGUUCAACCAAUUUCUCCUAGACCUCUACAUCCGCCGACCGCUCUUAUGUCUCUACCGAUCUGUCAAAUCAAAAACUCCUGACUUGUCCGCUUCAUCCCUUGACUCAUCUCUAGCGGUCCUAUCCUAUCAAGACUACUUCGACCCCAAUCUCGCUGACCUCGAUGUCCAGAACAGUAGUGGAUACUGGGACAUAUUCCAUACGUUCUGUCAAAAUGAUAUAAUGUCAGCAGCACUUGGCGUUUGCGAAUACAUGAAGCUGUCAACCCAGAAUGCAGACCAAGUCGCCGAAGGGCCAGAUCCCACUACCAGUGCGCCGCAUACAAAAGCAAGUCUCAUCCGAAUGGUCGAAAAUACUCUUGAUAGCUUGUCCCGUCGCAUAGGCGAGGCGGGGAACAAUUUUAAGGACAUUCUCCUCCUUUCAGUCGUUUUGCAGUCAGUUCGCGGCCGCGGCUCACUAGAGACUAAACAAGGAUGGAUGAUGCAGGGCGCAAAAAAGGCUCUUUCUGCUUGUCGCCAGUAUCUUCUGACCGCUGAUGCGGUGUCAUCUUUCGGACUUCAACAGACUGAUCCUACUCACCCAUCGACUGUGCAAUCUGACUCGGUACCCUCUGCUUUCCUGCAGAUGCCGGAUUUGAACCUAGCUGCGGACUUUGCCAACUUCCCGGGCCUUCAGAAUGAUCUAUUCUCCUUUGAUGAAGACGCCUUUGCUUGGAAUUCAUGA